Molecule: messenger RNA, 606 nt
Organism: Phytophthora nicotianae INRA-310
Lineage: Eukaryota; Oomycota; Peronosporomycetes; Peronosporales; Peronosporaceae
Product: NAD(P)H:quinone oxidoreductase, type IV
Exons: 1
Coding region: 1-606 (201 amino acids)
Molecular function (GO): FMN binding; NAD(P)H dehydrogenase (quinone) activity
Source: RefSeq, a predicted model, not a curated record
AUGACUGUGAACGUUGCUAUCAUCUACUACUCCAUCUAUGGGCACGCCGUCACGCUGGCCGAAGCCGUCAAGGAGGGAGUCGAUUCCGUUCAAGGUGUUAAGGCUACCAUCUACCAGGUUCCGGAGACGCUUUCGGAGGAAAUACUUACCAAGAUGCACGCUCCACCCAAGAGGGACUACCCCGUCGCCACGCCACAGACUCUCAAGGAGGCUGACGGUAUUCUCUUCGGCUACCCCACCCGAUUCGGUGACUUCCCAGCCCAGGCCAAGAACCUCUUUGACGCAACCGGCCAACUUUGGGCCGCUGGAGACCUCAUCGGCAAGCCCGGAGGUUGCUUUGUCAGUACCUCACUCAUGGGAGCCGGCCAGGAGACCACGCAGCUAAUGACAAUGGCAUUCAUGACCUCGCACGGAAUGACGUUCGUUCCUCUUGGUUACCGUGCCAAACAGUUGUUCAAUGUAGACGAGGUGCAUGGCGGAUCUCCGUGGGGAGCUGGCACUAUCGCCGGCCCCGACAACUCGCGCCAGGUGUCGAAACUGGAGAAAGACAUUGCGAUGGAACAGGGCAAGUCGUUCGCUGAAGUCACGAAGAAACUAUCGUCUUAG